Messenger RNA from Crotalus tigris (Tiger rattlesnake), 8240 nucleotides. RefSeq names its product integrin subunit alpha 1 (gene ITGA1). Gene Ontology annotation, cellular component: external side of plasma membrane; integrin complex. Lineage: Eukaryota; Metazoa; Chordata; Lepidosauria; Squamata; Viperidae. Gene Ontology annotation, molecular function: integrin binding. The transcript has 30 exons. Gene Ontology annotation, biological process: cell adhesion mediated by integrin; cell-cell adhesion; cell-matrix adhesion. Bases 150 to 3707 code for a protein of 1185 amino acids. The record is from RefSeq and is a predicted model, not a curated record.
GGACAACAAACAGGAAAUGCCUGGUUCAAUUGCAGCGGCCGCUGAUACAGAAGGGGACCAGAAGCAGCAGCACAGUCUUGUGAGCAACAGGACUUCUAUUCCAGCUUCAGCUUGUGUUUUUCCACAAGGUUUCCUGUUACACUUCAACCAUGGGAUUUGGCUCCCUCACUGCUAUCUCCAGCAUCACACAAGUCCCCAUCCCUUGUGUGGGAUUAACAGUUCUGCUGCAUCUCUCUUUGUCAUUCAACGUUGAUGUGAAAGAUACAAUGACUUUUAGUGGUCCUGUGGAAGACAUGUUUGGAUAUAGUGUGCAGCAAUUUGAAAAUGAAGAGGGAAAAUGGGUGCUUAUUGGUUCUCCUUUGGCUGGUCAGCCCCAAAAGAAAACAGGUGAUGUCUAUAAAUGCCCUGUAGGACAGGGUAACAGUUUGCCAUGUGUAAAAUUAAACCUGCCAGCUGACACUUCAAUUCCUCAAGUUACAGAAGUAAAGGAGAAUAUGACUCUUGGGUCAACCUUAGUGACAAAUCCCAAAGGAGGGUUUUUGGCAUGCGGGCCUCUUUAUGCUUAUAAAUGUGGACAUUCCUAUUAUACAACAGGCAUCUGUUCCAACGUUAGCUCCAAUUUUGAGGUUGUAAAUUCCAUUGCUCCAUUGCGAGAAUGCAAGUCCCAGCUGGAUAUUGUCUUUGUUCUUGAUGGAUCUAACAGUAUUUUUGAAUGGAAAGAUGUCACCAAUUUUUUGAAACGAAUACUGCAAAAUAUGAGUAUAGGCCCCUAUGAUACACAGGUUGGGAUCGUUCAAUAUGGAGAAAAUGUAACCCAUGAAUUUUAUCUCAACACAUAUUCAACCACAGAAGAAGUGCUUGUAGCAGCAGGCAAAAUUAAACAGAGAGAAGGAUUCGAGACCAUGACAGCUCUUGGCAUUGAAACGGCAAGGAAUGAAGCAUUUACAGAAGCUCAUGGGGCCCGCCCAGGGGUACAAAAAGUCAUGGUAGUUGUGACUGAUGGAGAAUCUCAUGACAAUUACCGAUUACAAAAAGUGAUUGAUGAUUGUGAAAAAGACAAUAUACAGAGAUUUUCUAUUGCUAUUCUUGGCUCCUAUAACAGAGGAAAUCGAAACCCUGAGAAAUUAGUGGAGGAAAUCAAAUCCAUUGCAAGCAGGCCAACUGAAAAGCAUUUCUUUAAUGUCUCAAAUGAAGUAGCUCUCCUUACAAUUGUUGAAGCUCUUGGAGAAAGAAUAUUUGCCCUGGAAGCUACCAAUGAUCAACAGGCAGCCUCUUUUGAAAUGGAAAUGUCUCAAGUUGGCUUCAGUGCCCAUUAUUCUCAGGACUGGAUCAUGCUUGGAGCAGUUGGGGCAUAUGACUGGAAUGGGACUGUUGUCAUGUUAAAGGACAGCAAUUUUCUAACACCAACAAGUAAUGCAUUUGAUGAUAGCUUUUCAGAAAGAAAUGAAAGUCUUGCAGCUUACUUAGGUUACACAGUCAAUUCAGCUUCAGUACCUGGAGAUCUGCUAUACAUUGCAGGGCAACCUCGUUAUAAUCACACCGGUCAAGUUAUCGUAUAUAGAAUGAAGGACACUGAAAUAGAAAUACUUCAGAAAUUAAGUGGUGAACAGAUCGGAUCGUAUUUUGGAAGUGUUAUCACAACAAUUGAUAUUGAUAAGGAUACAUAUACAGAUCUUCUUCUGGUGGGAGCACCUAUGUACAUGGGGACUGAGAAAGAAGAGCAAGGCAAGGUGUACAUUUAUUCUUUAAACCAGAAAACCUUUGAAUAUCAGAUGACACUUGAGCCUGUAAAGCAGACUUGCUGUUUGGUACACAAGGAGAAGGAUUGCACAAAUCACAACAAAAAUGAACCAUGCGGAGCUCGUUUUGGGACAUCAAUUGCUCCUGUAAAGGAUCUCAAUCUUGAUGGUUUUAAUGAUAUAGUCAUAGGUGCUCCUCUAGAAGACGAUCAUCGAGGGGCUGUGUAUAUUUAUCAUGGAAAUGGGAAGAAUAUAAAGAAAGACUAUGCCCAGCGAAUUGCUUCUGGUGGAGAUGGGGAAAAAAUGAAGUUUUUUGGACAGUCAAUACAUGGUGAAAUGGACUUAAAUGGAGAUGGACUUACAGAUGUCACUAUUGGAGGCUUAGGAGGAGCAGCCCUUUUCUGGUCUCGAGAUGUUGCCCAAGUAAAUCCUUCCAUGAAAUUCAUGCCGAACAAAAUUGAUAUUCAGAAGCUAAGCGGUGACAUGCAAAAACAAAAAGUGUAUAUUAACUCCACAAUUUGUUUUGAAGUCAGAUUAAAGUCAAAAGACAUCACAAUUAAUGAAACAGAUAUACAGUACUGGCUUACACUUGAUUCACAAAGAAAGGUGUCUCGAACACUUUUUGCUGAAACAAAUGAACGGAAGAUUCAAAAAAACAUCACAGUUAGAGGUUCAGAAUGUAUUAAGCACAACUUCUACAUGUUGGGCAAACCUGACUUUCGUGACCCAAUAAAGGUUUUGCUGGAGUUUAAUUUUUCUGAUCCAGAGAGUGGGCCAAUCCUUGAUAGUGAGCUGCCCAAUUCAGUAGUUGAAUAUAUCCAUUUCACAAAAGACUGUGGAAACAAGAACAAAUGUAUCACAGAUCUACAUCUGACUGCUAACGCAACUAUAGGAGGAAACAGUUUAUCUCCAUUCAUCAUCAAAUUGAAUAAUUUGAAAUUCUGGGUCCAAAUGUUGGUCAGAAAUAAAAAAGAUAGUGCUUACAAUACGAGAGUCUAUGUGCAACAUUCUCCAAAUAUUAUUUUUUCUGGAAUUGAGAAAAUACCAAAAGACAGCUGUGAUACAGGGCAUAACAUCACUUGUAAAGUAGGCUAUCCCUUCCUGUCUCCCAAGGAGGAGAUUUUCUUUGAAAUAGCAUUCCAGUUCAAUGUGUCUCACCUCCUGGAAAAUACUAUAAUUCACUUUUCUGUUACAAGUGAUAGCGAUGAACUUGAUGAGACUCUUGGAGAUAACAAAGGAACUAUUUCAAUUCCAGUAAAAUAUGAAAGUGGAUUAAUAUUUAAAAGAGAAUCUAGAUCAUAUCACAUCAUCAUUGCUGCAAAUGAUACAAUACCUGCAGUAAUUAAUUCUACUGACAGUAUUGGAGAAGAAAUUAAUAUAUACUACUUGAUUGAUAAAGGAGAACAUUUCUUACAGCCACAGCUUGCACUGCAAAUCUCAUUUCCAAAGAAUAUUUCAGAUGAAAACCAAAUCCUUUACUUCACCAGGAUAUCAUAUUCAGAGAAUGCAAAAUGCCAAUCCAGCCACCCAAAUGAUUUGCUAAAGAUUGAUAUGGGCAAUCCAUUCACAACAUCAAGAAUACAAGAACCUCUAAAAGAUCCCAACAUAAAUUGUGAUAGAUAUGAUUGUGCAUCCAUUAACUGCACUAUAGCCCCAUCAAAUAUUACUCAUGUGAAUAUUUCAUUCAGACUCUGGAAGCCUACUUUCAUAAAGGCAAAAAUUCACAGUGUAGAACUCAUUGUGAAAGCAAGUCUAAGAACUGAAAACACAUUAAUGAUCUUGAAGAAAGAAAAUGAAAAAAUAGAGACAAAAAUUCAAAUCUCAAAGGAGCUUCUUCCUGGCCGUGUGCCAUUAUGGGUCAUUCUGCUAAGUGUUUUUGCUGGGCUCCUGAUUCUUAUCUUGCUUAUAUUUGCAUUAUGGAAGGCUGGAUUUUUCAAUAGGCCCUUAAGGAAGAAAAUGGAGAAAUGAGAAGAAACUCCAGAAAAAGAAAAAAAAAACUCUUUUAACAGUUCUGCAAUGAUCUGCCCUCAGGUGGACUUCUGAGAUAUGACUAUAAAUCAAAUCCUUGGUUUAAUGUAGGAAAAAUCACAGAAGUUUUAUUUCAAACAACAUCAUAUGCUGAGCAAUAAAGGAAGCAACAAGAAAAAGAAAAUGAACAAACCAAAGAUAGAAAAAAUAAUCCUGAAAGGAAACUUUCUUUUCCUUUUUUAUAGUGAACAGAAGAGAAAAAUCUGUACAACUGUUCUGAACUUGGAACUUUUUUUUCAGAUAACUUUUUCUUCAUGGAUAUACAAGCAACUUUGAAGCCAAGGUGUAUUCAAAACUAGGGAGAGCAGACAGACAAUUUACUCCUCAGAUUUUACCCAUUAUUUUUAAAAUUGUCAAUUAUUUUUAGAACACAAGCCACAGCUUUGUAUCUCUAAUGUAUGCACAGGUACAUACAUCCUACUGAACUGAAUUUGAGGAUUUCAAACAAUUUCUGACAUGCAUAAGAAACAUCUGCAACUUUUUUUUUAUCAUCAUUCUUAAAUGGGGAAGAAGCCUAUAGUCAAAGAUGGGCAUGCUACUGUUUUGGAAAAUAUUUAUCCAGGAGGAAAAACACCCCUCAGAAAUUAGCAACUGCACCAUAAAAUUUCACAAAGUGUUAUCUAUCAAGCAUCAGAUGGAGUUCCCUGCCUUUUGUAUAACUGUAGAAGAAUGAUUACUUAAUAGCUAAGGUCAUAUUUGUAUGCAGAGCAUCCCAAGUACAUUCCUUGGUAUCUCCAAUUUGAGAAGUAAAAAUACACAUCCAGAAAACAGAAAACCUGUUAUACAUCAUUCUGAAUUAGUGAAUGCUAUGUGUUAUGAUUUAAUACCAGAAAGGUUAUAUUUCUCAUAAAUUAAAAGUGUGCAGAUAAAAGUCUAUACAGGGUCUUAUAUUUAGUUUACUUCUAAACUAAAAUAUAAACUUUUAACUAUUUUGUGCAUGUAAAAAAAUGAAGAAGGGACUUCAUUUACAGUGAAGGGAUGAAUUUGAAAGCCAUGCCAUUCCUUCAUAUAGGGAGAAAUUAGCCUCCCCUUAUGGCUGAAAUAGGUCAUAAGACUACAUUACAAUCAUGCAUGACUCUGAACCAGCUGUUAUUUCUCCAUAGUGUAUAUACCCUCGGCAAUGUUUUCAGGUACUGUUUAUAUUGACCACCAGGAGGCAGUACAGUACUGGUUUUCUAAUAAAGAUAAAAGCGAGAGCACAUUGCUUCCUGGAGUUCAAUCUAAUAGGCUAAGAAUAAUUAUCUGCAAAGAUGAUUUCACUGUUUUCUCAUUACUAAUGAUGAAUCCUUGAAAAUAUAUUGCUUCAUAUUUAGUGGAAAAUAUGAAAAAUUAUUUUUGUUUUCCUAAAAAAGUUAAAUCAUAGUGCUUUAAUUUAUUACACAUAGAACAUGGAUCUUUGUGCAAGUCACUAAUGCUAAAUUUCCCUGAAGAUUUGUUAGCAGAAAAUAAGAUACUUUUUUUUUUGCCUUCAUAUCAGUGACUACAUGUAGAAGUCCAUGCAGUUUUCCAGACAAUGGUUUAUAGCCUUCUUCCCAAGGCUGAGAGGGAGUGACUAGCCCAGCCGGCUUCAGGGUCCUAGGCAAGACUAGAAUUCAAAUUCCCCUGCUCCAUUUUUUUAACCAGCAGACCACUGGAAUAUCAAACACUAUAAUAAGGCAGUAAAGCAAAUGUUUUUAACAAAAAUUCAACAUGACAUGACCAUCAUAGAUGUUAUUUAUGCAUUUACAUAAUGAUUUAUUUUCAUUAUUUUCCUCAGAUGCUUUUUGUUGCUGUUUUAGCCACCAUGCUUUUCCUUACUGAAAAGGUGAUCGGUUUUGUAUUUCCCUUUUCAAAUAUUACAGGAAUGUUUGAACUUUAUACCGGUGCUCACAAAUUCUAUUGUGAAUUGUACAAUCUUCCCAUAUCAGUCUGCCAGUAGAUGUAAUUUAAAUAUUUGUUCAAAUAGCCUUUUAGAAUACUUCGUUAUUUAUGUUAAAUAUUAACAUUUUAUCAAUCCACUGGAAUUUGGGAGAUGUUAUGCUGAACAAUUCUUGUACAUAAAUAGACCAUUCUGAUUUUUUUUUAAAAAAAAAUCCAAAUCUGAAAUAUAUCUGAAGACUUAUUAUUGGAGAAUUACAUACCAAAGGCAAUAAAAAGCGGCCCAUAUUAGAAAUUCUGCAAAUCAUGAAAUUGAUAGAACAGGAUUUUCUCAGAAGUGCAGUUUCAUUUGGAUACAUAUAUAUUUCCUACUAGAGCUUCUAUAGUAGGCAUGUCAAACUGCCGGCCCAUGGGCCGGAUGCGUCACACCAAAACCGCGCCCACCCAUUGCUGGCGCCCACGAUACAUCGUGCGACAUCAUGUGACGUCACGAGUUUGACAUGCCUGUUCUGUAGUUUUUAUUUCAAAUAUUUCAGUUCUAUUUUUACAUGUUUCCCAAAUAUGAAUUAAAACAGUUUGAAUAUGUGUAAAAAGCAGUGAUGAGGUUUUGAGUCAUGCAUGCAACAAAAUUCCAAUUUAAAUGCAUUACAAACAAUAAGAAUUCAGAUCAGGAUUGAAAUAAAACAAGGUAUCCUGUAGAACUACUUUUAGAUGUAUGGACUUCAAGUCCCAGAAUUCCCCAGCCACCAAGGGAACUGUUUUAGUUUUAUCUACAAGAGGUCUAUGACCUGUUAGGAACUGGGUCACACAGCUGGAAGUGAGUAGCGAGUCAGUGAGCAAAACCAAAACCAUCCCCCCACCCUUCCUUGUCUGUGGAAAAAUUGUCUUCCACUAAACCAGUCCCUUGUGCCAAAAAGGUUGGGGACCACUGAUCCAGACAGUGUUUGCACAAAGUGUUUUCCCUACUGAAAAAGUAAACAAAAUUGUAUUUCCCUUUUCAAGCAUUACAGGGAUGUUUGUAUUUCAUAUUGAUGCCCUCAAAUUUUGUGACUUCAUUGUGAGUUGUACAGUUUUCCCAUAUCAAGGCUGGCUACGGAAUUCUGGGAGGUGAAGUCCACUCCUCUUAUAAUUCCAAGGUUGAGAAACACUGCUAUAAAUUAUCAAAUGGACUUUAAUUUGCUACUUAUAAAUUGAGGAAUUAUUUAAGUGGCUAAAUUUAAUGUCUUAAAUAUUGAUUUGUACUGUACAUAGUACAGCAUAUAGAUAAAGUAUUCUGGACUAGAUAAAAUAUUUUAAGCAGUUUAGAAUACUAAUAACCACUACUGAACACUAUGGUCUAAAUCAGGGGUGUCAAACUGUUAGCCCAUGGGCCGGAUGCGUCAUGCGGAAGCCGCGCCCACCCCAUUGUCGGCAAUGGCAAAACAGUCCCGAUAUGUUGCGCAACAUCACAUGACAUCACGAGUUUGACAUGUCUGGUCUAAAUCUACUUGAACUUAACCAAGAGUGACAAAGUCCAAUUUAAAAGUCCAAUAUUAGCUGUACAAAUAUUAUGACUUUAUUUAGAUAGUGAUUGCCGGGUGUAGCCACUGUACUUAUUUUAAUGGAAUUUAGUUUCAAAUAUUCAUAGGAACAUGGCCUAGAAGCAACUGCAUUCGAUAAUUUUAAAUAUUCUAGUUAAAGACUGUUCAAAUGCCCUAGAGAAAAAAGGCCAUAAAUUGGGAGUACAAUGCGACACAAUAUAAAAAAUACAUUUCCCUCACUUGUACCAUUGUUGUGUCUAAUAAACUGUUUAUUGUGCACCUGUCAUUUCAAGAGCAGAAUAUUGAUAAAUGCAUGAUUUUGAAAUAGAAAUUUAGUAUUCAUUUCACAAUUUAAUUUUCUUUUCAUGUGGAAUGUUUCAUCUAUGUCUCUAUAAUUAUUAUCUCCACACACAUCAAGGAUCUCUAGGGCACAGUAUUUGGUUUUGAACUAGGAUUCUAAAUUUUCUUCUGAUAUAUUAAGAAUCAAUUUGCAAUAGGAAAUGAUGAGAAUCCAUUUUGCCCCAUUACUGGCUAUCAAGACGAUGAACAUGACAAUGCAAUCAAAGCUCCAUUUUUUUGGUGGGGCACAUAAACAUGUGGACUUUCUUUGCAGCUGCCAACUUGACCUUUAUCCAUGCAAAAUUGGGUUCAAAAUACAAUUUUCAAUUCAUAAUUUGGAAAAAGGAAAAAAAGCGGACAUUAUAUAAAGACAGAACAUUCAUAGAAGCUUUUUGUUCACCAUGGAACUCUAUAUGCUCCUUAAUAUUGUAUGCCAUGCAAGUAAAUUUCACCAAAAUCAUCUUCUCCUUGUGUAUUUAAAAAAAGGAGUCAUCAAAUUCUUUGAAAAAUUCCCGGUGAAAUACCAUUUUAUACAGAGCUUAAAAAAAAAAACAUUCUGUCCAUUAUAUCAUGUUGAGAUAAAGGCCUGACUCAUGACUUGCAGCAUCGAUAGAAGUAACAUGCCAUGUAUUCAUUUCCAUUUUUUUCUGUAAAUGUUAUUUGUGUGUCGGAGAUUAUAUGAAUGUAUAUGUGUGUUACUAAUAUAAUUACACAACCUUGUCUGAAAUUGUGAAUAAAACUCUUUGCUUAGUCAUAA